Messenger RNA from Tachysurus vachellii, 2888 nucleotides. RefSeq lists its product as uncharacterized. The record is from RefSeq and is a predicted model, not a curated record. Bases 287 to 1258 code for a protein of 323 amino acids. The transcript has 8 exons. Gene Ontology annotation, cellular component: external side of plasma membrane. NCBI's taxonomy places the organism in Eukaryota, Metazoa, Chordata, Actinopteri, Siluriformes, Bagridae. Gene Ontology annotation, biological process: positive regulation of T cell proliferation; immune response; T cell costimulation.
UUUAUUUCCUCAGAAUGUUCACACCAGACAACUGGACCAGGCCUGAAGACCUUCCGUCUGUAGUCACUGUUUAAUGUUGGAGAUUCUACAGACAAGAAACUUCACAGAAUCUUUAAGUGAUGCAACUAAAAUAAAGGGAAAAUAAAAGCUUCCUACAGUCAGGAUGAUGAUGUAAUAUGACACUAAACAGAUGGCAGCAGGACAUUUCCUUUUUACUGAAUCACAGGAAAUGUUCUUCUGUCUCUGAGAAAAUCUGCCAACACUCCACAAGAGUCUUCCAGACAUCAUGUCCCUCCUUUAUAUUUCCAUCUUAUGGGUCUGUGCCUGUGUGGACAGUGCAGAAUCUCUGGUUACUGUAUCAGCUCCAGUGGGUUCCACAGUCAUCCUGCCGUGUAAACUGACUGAAGACUUCAAACUAACAUCAGUUAUUAGGUGGCAGCUCAAUAAUGACUUUGUGUUUGAGAGAAACAGUGAUGUUACAUAUUCAGGUUCAGGAUAUGAAGGACGUGUGGAUGUUCCUGUGGACGAGCUGCGUAAAGGAAACUGUUCCCUGGUGUUGAAGAACGUCAGAUUUACUGAUGACAAAAUCUACAAAACAAUGGUACAUGUGGACAUUAAUAACACUGUGGAAAUGAAAGAAAUUAACAACGUUAAGCUCUCAGUCUAUGCUCUUCAGAUAUCAGCUCCAGUGGGUUCCACAGCUGUCCUGCCGUGUGAUUGGAGUCAUCUGUCCAUCAAAACACCUGACGUUAAGUGGUUUAUCGAUACUGAGACUGUGUUUGAGCGAAAGGGUAAAGAUUCAUAUCAGGGUGAAGGAUAUGAGGGUCGUGUGGACGUUCCUGAGGACGAGCUGCUUAAAGGAAACUGUUCCCUGGUGAUGAAGAACAUCAGAUUUAGUGAUACAAGAAUCUACAGCAGCUCCAUGUUAAUUACAGACACACAGGAAUCUGUCUUGGUCCAGAAGGUUAAACUGUCAGUUGUUGAGGACAGUGUUAAUGAGAGACGAUCUUUAUCAGAGGAUUCAGACUCACACCAGACUGAAGGGAGAAACAGGAUUAUUUUAUAUGUUGUGAUCGUAAUCUUCAUCAUCAUCUUUGUCAUCAUCUGUGUGUGUGUGUACUACAGCAGGGUGAAAGGUCUCAGACGUGCCACCGACUCCACUGAACAGGAUGGAAACAGACAUCAUCACAGUGUUCAGUACAACACAACGUCCGACAAUGUGACGUACACACCAGUCAACACACAACCACAGAGUUAAUGACCAACACAAGAUGGUCUGCUCUGAUCUCAUCAUGGAUUUCAGAUCAUCUUAAACUUCAUCCCUGCUCCACUGAGCUGAUGUUCAUCUCUGGAGCUUCAUCACCAUGUCAGGAUCUUCUGAUUUACAAACAUCCUACAAGGAAUUAAAUAUCAAAAUGAACAAUUACAAUUGGAACAUAAAAUAAAUAAAUAAGUACAAUAAAAAAUAUAAAAAAAGCUUACAUAAAAAUACACUUAAAUUAGAUAAUAUUUUGAUAAUACAGUAAUAACUGCAGCAAUUCAGUGUUCUUUAACCUUGUUUUUCUCCCAAAUUAUUCUGUUGUCAAGUCCACUUGAUCACAGAAGUGUAGAAAGUUAGUCCAGAUUUUAUAAAAGUAAUUUAACUUCCCUUUGAUAACAAAUGUCAGUUUUUCCAAAGCAAGGUUUAAGGACAUUUCCUUGAUCCAUUGGUUAGAAGAGGGUCUUUGAGAGUCUUUCCACUUUAAUGCAAUGACACGUUUGGCCUGUAGCAAACUAAAGUCUAUUAGUUUACGUUUUCUUGCAUUUACGACCAAAUUUAUUGGGUAUAGAUGGAAUACACACAGAUUUGGGUCAAGAGGAACAUUAUCUCCAAUUAACUGACCAAUCAUAGUAAGAAUUUCCUUCCAAAAUAUAUGAAGCUCUUUACUUUCCCAUACACAGUGGAAAAGUGACCAGUUUCAUCUAUACACUUUGUACAGUUGUCAGAGAUAUUGGGAUUGAACCUAUUUCAUUUUACAGGGAUAAUGUACUGUAUGUCCUUAAAAGCCAUUUGUAUUGCAGUAGUUUGCACCUUGUGUUAAUGCUCUGGGCUUGAGCCAAUAGUAUUAAAGUGUAUUAAAGUAUUAAAGUGUGGUUUUCCUGAUUGACAAUAAGGUUCUGAGCAGGUUUUCAUUUGAGAGUGUACAAAGCUCCUGAGCUGCAGAUAUUUAAAGUAGUGUUUCUGAAGGAGACCAUAUUUUCUCACUAGUUGUUGAAAUGACAUAAUAUACCUUCUCCAUAUAAAUCUUUUACUUGGCAAAUUCCUUUAUACGUCCAGUUUUUAAAUCCCAUAUCGCUUCUGCCAGGUGUGGGAAAAUAAUUUUAAGUCAUUGUUUUAUUUCCUUUUAGUUCUAGUAUAUUUUUGUGGAUCAUGUAGAAGCCAAAUCCAGUUACAAUGCUAGUUAGAUUCAAACUUUACAUUAGACUUGUGGUUCCUGUAUCUCAUUAAUAGUAAAGGACAGGGGCAAGGUAACUCAGGGUAUCAUCUGUCUCUUUUGUUUAAGGUGGCCAUUUGAUUCAAGGUCUGAGUCAAGAAUGAAUGCCAAGCAUUAGAGGUGAACUGGUUCCUAUGAUAAUGAAAGGGUCUGAGAAAGACUGUUAUGUGAAUGGGAUUAAGGGUGGGUGAAAUUCCAGGAUCUGGUGUGGGGCUGUUACAUCCCUUCAUGCUUUGAUUGUCACCCGAGUGUUUUGUCUCUAUCUGAUGUGACUGCCCCCUAAAAUGUGUAUGUUUAUAAUGUAUUACAACUUUAAGUCAGACUUGAUGACUGCAGCACCCGUGCCAGUACGCUCUGACUUGCAGACUCGUUUCAUGGUGUAUCUACUGUACAAUAAAGACUACUGCACAAGGA